AAGAAAGAAUAGAAUUCUCUAAAGUAUGUGAAGACUACGAUGCAAGAGAAGUAUCGUCCACAAUGGCAUGGAGGAACCACAGCACCAUCACUGAGUUUAUUCUCAUCGGACUCUCUGACAGUCCCCAGAUAGAGGCUCUGCUCUAUGUGCUGUUCUUAGGGAUUUAUAUCCUGACCUUGAUAGGGAACUUGACAAUGCUGCUGGUGAUCAGGGUUGACUUCCAUCUCCACACCCCCAUGUACUUCUUCUUGAGCAACCUAUCAUUCCUGGAUCUCUGCUUCUCUUCAGUCACUGUGCCCAAGCUGCUGGAGGAUCUCCUUUCUGAGAAGAAAACUAUCUCAGUAGAGGGCUGCCUGACUCAGGUCUUCUUUGUGUUUAUCACCGCCGGGACUGAAGCCUUUCUUCUUUCAAUGAUGGCCUAUGACCGCUAUGCUGCCAUCUGCUACCCAUUGCUCUAUGGCCAGAUGAUGAGCAAUGAGCUCUGUGUGAAGCUGGUGCUGCUCUCAUGGGGCCUAGCGUCUCUCAAUUCAGUAGUCAUUGUGCUCUUGGCUGUUAAUCUAGACUUCUGUGAGGCCCGAACCAUAUACCACUACACCUGUGAGCUGCCUUCUCUCUUUCCUCUAUCUUGUUCUGAUAUCUCCAUCAAUAUUGACAUCCUGAUCUGCUCCACCUUACUGCAUGGGCUCGGAACCUUUCUCCCCAUCUUUUUCUCUUAUGCUCGUAUUGUGUCCACUAUCCUGAGCAUGAGCUCCACCACAGGCAGAAGCAAGGCAUUUAACACCUGUUCCUCUCAUCUUAUUGCAGUGAUCCUGUUCUUUGGGUCAGGUUUGGUUCGCUAUCUUAUGCCCACUUCUGGUUCCUCCUUAGAUUUGCUGUCCUCCCUGCAGUACAGUGCAGUCACACCCAUGCUGAAUCCCCUCAUCUACAGCCUAAAGAACCAAGAGGUGAAGGCAGCUGUGAAGAGGACAUUAGGGAAAUGCCUACAUUAUUUUCCGUAA
Messenger RNA from Heterocephalus glaber (naked mole-rat), 998 nucleotides. Lineage: Eukaryota; Metazoa; Chordata; Mammalia; Rodentia; Bathyergidae. The record is from RefSeq and is a predicted model, not a curated record.